Messenger RNA from Helobdella robusta, 1776 nucleotides. RefSeq lists its product as hypothetical. Bases 1 to 1776 code for a protein of 591 amino acids. The record is from RefSeq and is a predicted model, not a curated record. The transcript is spliced from 7 exons. Lineage: Eukaryota; Metazoa; Annelida; Clitellata; Rhynchobdellida; Glossiphoniidae.
AUGAAUGUUACAGAAGUCGUUGAGAAACUUUUCCAACUUCACAUUCAAUUCAUAAAUAACCUGAGGACCAGCAAAUCAAACAAAAUCAUCAUCGAAGAAAACGUUGAACAAAAUUACUUGACUUUCGCCGAGCCUGGGAGUUUGAAAGGAGAAAAAAUAUUAUCCCUUAUUAAAUGUCUAGUCAGGUGUCAACCCGUACCCCCGUGCAAGACCGAAACUCUGGCUGAUACAUAUUCGCACAUCAAGGUUCCUUUCGAUGUGUUAACGCAGGACAAAAACUUAACAACUCUCUGCAAGUCUAUACAAAGUGAUCAGGUGAGAUUGUUGUGGCUUCGAAAAAACGAAGAAGAUUUCAGUUCACCUGGCAUUUUAUCGGUUCGCACUCCGACGACGUUUUACGUGGCUCCUUUCCCGGAUGACGAAAGGUCGCCGGCCGGACCUAUCAGACGCGAAACAUCACGACCCUGGAGGCUGAGGAAGCAUUCUAUUCAUAAAAACAUUAAAAAAAAGGAAUAUUUAAAAAUGUGCCAGCAGUCACCUGUUCAUUUUAUUGAUGACAACAAAGAAAACAAGUCUAAGAAAAAAGAAUCUUCAAAAUAUCUAAAAGAAAAAAUUAAAAUAUUCAAGUUGAACGUUUCUGCUUCGGAAGACAGUUUGGUCAGAAAAUGUGAAUCAUGUGAAAUUGCCCACACGAAUACAAGCGUUGAACUGAUUGCAAAUCGAGAGCCCCAUCAUUAUUUGGACUAUAAAUGUCGCUUUUUCGAAGAUGUCUCGCCAACAAAUUCAAGCCAAAAAGAUGACUUACCUUUUAAUAAUGAUUAUGAAAAUAAAACGACCGCUUUCAGUUUAAUUUUGCAGAAAAAUAACCAACAACAGGCUAACUAUUUGCUGAACGAAGAGGAGAAAAGUGCAGUGGAGCAGAGCAACGCGUUGCUGUCUUAUUCUGCUGGCGGGGAAAAAAUGACGCGUGCCCGAUGCAGCACUCCAGCUGGCGCGAAAUCCUGCAACAGUCAGGAAUAUUAUUCCACAAAAGUUCAACCGUUGCCUUAUUUAAUAUUGUGUCCUCCAAAACCACGACCCCACCCUAUCAUAAUUCACCCAACGCCGUGGAUGGUUCAAAAUAAUGCUCAAACAUUCAUCACACCACUGUUAUCGACGCCUAUGUUCUUUCCAAGUUAUCGAGCAAUACCUAAUCAAAUAAAUGUAUCAGAUCAAAAUUCUUCCAAAUGUAUGCAAUCAAUCAAUACGAACUUGCGAUGUUUACCUAAUUUAUCAACAAAAUUUGAAAAAAUAGUAUCGAAGGCUGACCUUUCAACAAACGACCGCCGCGCAUGUUUGAACAAAUCUGAAAAUUUUUUUGCUGCAAAAUCGUUGCAAUCGCAACUCACGUAUUUAACAAAUUCUUCCUUUGUUUCAUCUCAAUUGGAUAUCAAGAGACUAUCUAAAAAAUUUGAUCAAAGUACUCAAACUGAACAAACUGAUAAGCAGAGCUGCCCCAACCAUUUGCCGAGUCUUCAUGUGCAACAUAUUGGCAAACAAGAUAUCAACGAUCUUACAGUAUCAUUAUCCAACGCCCAACAAACUUUCAUGAUGAAUCAUUAUAAAUUGAGCCAAACAAAAAUGUCUGACAUCAAAUUUUCACUUUUACAAAUGAGUAGAAGCACUUCGACUUUUGCUUUUCCGUUAAAUUCGUUAGGAGGAUCAACUCAAAUUAAAAAUUAUGGGGUAAACUGUUUUCCAAUUGUUCAAUUUUCUUCAGUUAACAAUAAUGUUUAA